CAUCACCAGCCUGUUUAUCCACGUAACCUCUCGACAGAUCUGUUCUUCAUUCAACAACAUCACGCUGCCAAGAUGCUUUCCAGAAAAAUCACGGUUUUCAUUACCAUACUAUGUCUCACCACCAUCGGUGUGUUUUAUAGAUCUGGAUCUGGAUCUGGAUCUGCAUCACGGAUUUUAUCUAUAUAUUCAAAUCUUUGUGCCUGUGAAAAAUGUUUAACAGAAGGUGACCCAGACUUUCGGGAGAUAAUGAAAGCAUCUCCCAAGCCCUUUUUGUCAAGAGAAUAUGAAACUACGCAAGAGGUUUUCAACUGGUGGAAGCGCCUACAGUCGAAUAAAGACCCCUUCGAUUUCUACAAUACGACAGUGAAAAACCUGUUUGAGAUUUUUCCACCUAUUCCACCUCUGAUAGAGUCCAGCCCUGACCGCUGCAGGACUUGUGCUGUGGUGGGGAACUCUGGCAAUUUGAAGGGAUCACAUUAUGGACCUCUGAUAGAUUUUCAUGAUAUCGUAAUAAGAAUGAACCGUGGCCCUAUCAAAGGCUAUGAAAAAGAUGUUGGGACCAAAACAACUCAUCGUGUGAUGUAUCCAGAGAGUUCCACUUUAUUGGACAACACCACUCAUCUUGUGAUGUUUCCAUUCAAGAUAAAGGAUUUACAGUGGCUCAUCCAAAAGUUUGCCCCAAGUAAAAACAAAGCUGCUAAGAGGAUAGCAAACAAGGAUUUGGUGAUGAUCCUCAACCCAGCUUUCAUGAAAUAUGUCCAUGAAAUGUGGCUGAAAAAGAAGGGCAGGUAUCCAUCCACUGGAUUUAUGACUUUGGCUCUCAGCAUGCACAUGUGUGAUGAGAUAAAUGUUUUUGGGUUUGGAGCGGACAGUGAUGGAAACUGGUACCACUACUUUGGAGCAGUGAACAAAAACUUGAGAACCGGCCCUCACCCAGGAGGACAGGAAUAUGAUAUUCUUCAACAACUACAUAAGGCUCACAAAAUCCACUUUUAUAACGGAUGGCAAUAGCCAACUUAGCUGUGCUUUUCCCGGCUAACCUACCUACUGAAAGAACUCAUUGUGUCUCCCUUUA
Molecule: messenger RNA, 1075 nt
Organism: Scomber scombrus (Atlantic mackerel)
Lineage: Eukaryota; Metazoa; Chordata; Actinopteri; Scombriformes; Scombridae
Product: CMP-N-acetylneuraminate-beta-galactosamide-alpha-2,3-sialyltransferase 1-like
Exons: 7
Coding region: 73-1011 (312 amino acids)
Molecular function (GO): beta-galactoside (CMP) alpha-2,3-sialyltransferase activity
Source: RefSeq, a predicted model, not a curated record